AUGCUCCCUCUUCUAUUAUACGCUGCCGCCGUUACGGCUGCUAGCACAACCGGCCUGCGGAAGCUGAGCAAUCUUGUCACAUUCGGAGACAGCUACACAGACGAAGGCCGUCUUAACUACAUCUUCAAUAACAAUGCACUUCCUCCUCCAGGCCAUCUUCUACCAGUGAACAAUGCAACGUCAGUAGGAGGUUAUGCCUGGCCGCGACUCGUAGCACAAAAGACAGGCGCCAAGCUCUACGACUAUGCCGUUGCCGGCGGCAUGUGCUCUGACGGCGUCACCCAGCACUUUCUCAGCAACAUCAACGGACCCUUUCCAUCCAUCUUGGAUUACGAAGUCCCGGCAUUUAAGACAGAUCUUGGCUACAAGGGGCUGUAUCCAGAUAGGAGAGCGGACAACACCGUCUACGCGCUUUGGAUCGGCACCAAUGACCUAGGCAUCGACGGAUUCUUGGGCAACAACCAAGUCAAUGGCGCUACCAUUACAGAUUUUGUAGAGUGCGUCUGGAAAGCUUUUGACGGCGUUUACAAGCUGGGUGGCAGGCAAUUUGUGCUUCUUAACGUUCUACCAUUACAGCUCUCACCGAUGUAUGCUUCUAUCGCGAAUGGAGGAACGGGAAACAAUGAGUAUUGGGGCAACAAGGCAACAUACAACACGACGGACACUCAGUAUAAGAUGGAGGAAUUCUUGACCAGCGCAAACACCAUGUUCGCCACAGGAGCGCCGUAUAACUUAUUGGUCAAGAAGCGCUGGCCAGGGGCUACUGUCAGCUUACUGGAUGUGCACUCGCUGUUGCUGGAUUUGCGUUCAGACCCAACCAAGUACUACACAGAGCCGGUAGACAUUACCGGAUCCUGGAGAGGAUGCGGAGACUCGGGAUGCUUCCAGUCGGCAGAGCCGCAGUCGAAUUUCGUAUGGUAUGACGAGGUGCAUCCGUCAGAGAGGACGUGCGAGCACGUUGCCGAUGAGUUUAUCAAUCUGCUGGAAGGGAGAUCGAAAUACGGCACCUCGUACCACUAA
Messenger RNA from Trichoderma aggressivum f. europaeum, 1020 nucleotides. Its product is annotated as CAZyme family CE16. The record is from RefSeq and is a predicted model, not a curated record. Gene Ontology annotation, molecular function: hydrolase activity, acting on ester bonds. The transcript is spliced from 2 exons. Lineage: Eukaryota; Fungi; Ascomycota; Sordariomycetes; Hypocreales; Hypocreaceae. The coding region runs from base 1 to 1020 and encodes 339 amino acids.